CGCCGGGCUGGAGGUCAGGGCCGGUGCAUGCGCGGUUGGAUCGUGGAGGUGACCGUGCGGCCUGGUCUUGCUUCUGCUGCUUCUCCUCGGCCUCCGUCCCGACUCACGAGCGAAGAAUGGCCGGGAAAGUUCUGGAGACCAUCGGGAAGAUCGGGCUGGGACUGGCCAUCACUGGAGGCAUCGUCAACUCGGCGCUUUACAACGUUGAUGCUGGACACAGAGCAGUAAUAUUUGAUCGAUUCCGUGGUGUUCAAAAAAUUGUCAGCGGUGAAGGCACACAUUUCGUUAUUCCAUGGGUGCAAAGACCAAUCAUUUUUGACUGCCGAUCGCAACCACGAAAUGUUCCAGUUGUUACUGGUAGCAAAGAUUUACAGAAUGUAAAUAUUACGCUGCGUAUUCUCUUUAGACCAAUGGCUGACCAGCUGCCCAGGAUUUACACUACCAUCGGUGAAGAUUAUGAUGAGAGAGUCCUGCCAUCCAUCACAACAGAAGUCCUGAAGUCUGUUGUUGCCCGGUUUGAUGCUGGUGAGUUGAUCACACAGAGAGAGCUGGUAUCCAGACAGGUCAGCGAGGAUUUGACAGAGAGAGCUGCUACUUUUGGACUUGUCCUGGAUGACGUAUCAUUGACUCAUUUGACCUUUGGCAAAGAGUUCACAGAGGCUGUGGAGCUCAAACAAGUUGCACAACAGGAAGCUGAAAGGGCCAGAUUUGUUGUAGAGAAGGCUGAGCAACAGAAGAAAGCAGCGGUUAUUACUGCAGAAGGGGAUUCUAAAGCUGCAGAACUAAUCGCUAACUCAAUGGCAAAAGUUGGAGAUGGUUUGAUUGAACUAAGGAAACUGGAAGCUGCAGAGGAUAUCGGUUACCAGCUCUCUAGAUCUCGCAAUGUAACCUAUUUACCGUCUGGUCAGUCAACAUUACUUCAGCUGCCCCCACAUUAACAAAGACCUUUAUCAUGAUGCAUUGUAUGUCCAAAAUAACUAAAUCUCCUUUUUUAUAUGUAUGUCCUUUCUCUCAAUGCAAUCUUUGGUCCCAAAAAUUGCAUUUGUAGACUAGGAAUGGAAAGAAUUAGAUUAGGAAAAAUAAUUGGUUUGAAUGUGUAAUGUUAUUCAGCAUACUGCAGUUGGCGUAGUUUACUCUCGCUCUGCUGCAGGGAUUGCCUGAUUUAAAAAGAUAUACAAAUAACCACGGUCCAAAGUUAUGACAUCACAUUUCGUUUUAGAAAACUUGUUAAAGUUAUUCCAAUAAAAUAAUGUGGAACAAUGCAGAAUGUGUGUAAAAGUUACAGUACAGAACAAAAUGCAUUUUGUGAUUAAAACGUGAUGUAAAUUACUAAUCUGGAUUUAAAUCAGUGAAAGCAUGAAGGUACCGCAAUGAUUAUUUCUUUAAUGAAAAAAACUACAGAAUGGUACAGAACCUCAGAAUCCAUUCUGUGCUUUGCAGAGCCUAUGUGAAAAAUUGUAUUUAAAGACUGUCGUAAUGGGUGCACAGGUAAUUUUUUUUUUUUUAUUUCAAUAAAUAUACUGAAGUUACCAAA
Leucoraja erinaceus (little skate) is the source of this 1534-nucleotide messenger RNA. It is a transcript of the gene phb1, whose product is annotated as prohibitin. Bases 117 to 938 code for a protein of 273 amino acids. Gene Ontology annotation, biological process: mitochondrion organization. Gene Ontology annotation, cellular component: membrane; mitochondrion. NCBI's taxonomy places the organism in Eukaryota, Metazoa, Chordata, Chondrichthyes, Rajiformes, Rajidae. The transcript has 6 exons. The record is from RefSeq and is a predicted model, not a curated record.